Messenger RNA from Planococcus citri (citrus mealybug), 1648 nucleotides. RefSeq lists its product as uncharacterized. NCBI's taxonomy places the organism in Eukaryota, Metazoa, Arthropoda, Insecta, Hemiptera, Pseudococcidae. The coding region runs from base 286 to 1140 and encodes 284 amino acids. The record is from RefSeq and is a predicted model, not a curated record. The transcript is spliced from 3 exons.
CGUGUACUUUGUGCAUGCCACUGUUGAAAUUAUUAUUAAAGCAUUAGGAUGUGUUCAAAAUAGCGUGACCGAAGAUAUAAUUUCACUAGAUGCUACGGCACAGUGCACAUGCUUUGUAACAAUCUAUUCUGUCUUUUUGAAGAUAGUACUUUCAUAUAUUCGCCACUUGCAAUUCAUCAGUAUUAUAACUAUAGCCAGUGGUAUUGUACUUGGAUUUUUUGCACCGCAUGUUGAAGUGAUUUCUACGUGAUAACUUCCGCGAAGUAAUUCCGAUAUUGUGGUGAAAUGGCGAUGAAAGUUUGGAUGUUUUUGUUAGCAAUGACGUUACCGGAUGUUUCACCAAAGGCAAUAAAUGAUACUUUUCCAACCACACCAGCAGAAGAUACCAAUGAACCAUCGCCCACUGAAGAAUCUCGAGUGGUGUCCAUUCAACCAUCAACCGGAGACUUAUGCCUAGCUAGAUUAGAAACGGCGCUAGGAGCAAUAUCAACGAACCGCUUGGGUACUGCGAACCUACCAAUGAUUGAUUUGACUGGUUACGCUUUGCAUCAACCUUUAAAAACAGUACCAGUCGACAUGUAUGUUACCGAUAUGCGAGUCAAAGUUCCCGGCAGUGCACACUGGGCAAAAGUCGAAAAAUGUCGAUUCGAUCCAAAUACGAAAAUUCUACAAGCCAAAUUGAUAUUCAAAGACCUGAUAGUAACAGCCGCAGUUAAACUGCUGAACGACGAACUAAUGAAAUACGGAAAUCCUUUGGAAUCAGUCACCGAUAAAUGUAACAUGACUUUACGUUUAAGGCAGGCCGGAUUAGGCUUCAUCGCUAUUCCACAACCGGUCAAGACAGGAGCAGUUGGUAUCAAAACAUCGGCCACUUUCGUUGAUCCUAAUUUCAUCAGCAUUCACGCUUACAAUUGUCAACCGGUUGAAAUGCAAGAUCAAAAAAGGUCGGUAGCUGGUAAUCAUUACAGCGAUGGACCUGAAGCAAGAAAUCCUUCCAAUGAAGAUAUCGGCCAAGAAAUGGAGGAUAUAUUUCUACGCGGAAUACGAUCUUUGUUGACUAAAUACAUGGAAAAGCAACUCCAGCCUGCGUUGAAAGAUACGUUGAUGUUGAAUUUAGGAUACACGAUCUCGUACGGUUAAAGAUGAUAAAAAUAGAUACUUACCUAUUAUACCUAGCUAAUUAGACAAUGAGCCAUUGAAUUUCCUGUGAACUCACAAAUGAUUUUAUUUAUUAGCAUAAGUAUGUACCUAUUUAUUUAUUACUCCUCGUUAUCAUAUUUACACUGCGAAGAGAAUUCAACGCGCAGUAUUACGUUAUUUAGUUUUGUUUUAAAAACUUAUUCCCAAGACUGUAUUUUUAACAAUUGGAAUGUAAAUUAAGUUCUAUGAGAAUUUCAUAGUGUUCAUUCUAUUGGUCCAAAAUUUCCUAGAAUGUAGUUUUAGUUAUUUUUAAUUUAGAUUUAAAUGUACGCCUGAUAAACCAUUUCUUCUUUUAAUUAUUCGAUUAAAACACUUCGAUACACUUUUAGUAAUAGUUUAAAAUGAGUUCAAUACCAAUUAGUUUAAGUAGGUUAUGAUACUCUCAAAGAAUAAUAUUUUUUUGUAAAUUAUCUAUGCGUAUUCAGUAUUUUUUAGACGUAUUUACCUA